Molecule: messenger RNA, 1950 nt
Organism: Macroventuria anomochaeta
Lineage: Eukaryota; Fungi; Ascomycota; Dothideomycetes; Pleosporales; Didymellaceae
Exons: 1
Coding region: 1-1950 (649 amino acids)
Source: RefSeq, a predicted model, not a curated record
AUGUCGCCCUUCUCAGGCCCAUGGUCGCGCGAUCUGGCCACCCUCGAAAAGACCAUCUCCUCGAUCCCUUCAGAUCACAAGUCCUCAUUCACGACCGCGUCCAACGAUACACUCGAUAUCUUCUGUGAUCCCGAGGCUCUGCACGUCUGGGAGACGGACAGCGACAUCGAUAGCAUGCUACAGUUGACCAGUGUUCUUGCGAAGCUGUGCGAUCUGGGCGUUCGAGAGUCCAAAGAUGUGGUCAAGGGUAUGAAGGGUGGUAUGGUCAUCAUUGCAGAAGAGGACAGGUGCAGGGGCCACUUCUUAAGAUUGUGCGAAUUGGUCGAGUAUCUUACAGGUGAGACGGGGAGCAAACACCUCGAGGGAACAGUGCGCUCUUAUGCAAAUGCGAGUAUUGUCGUGGUACGAGGAUGGAAUUACCACCCCCGUACUAGCGGCGCUGGCAAUCAUGACGUGGAGAGAGUAGUCAAGCGCGUGAGUACAGCGCUCGAACGUGCACUCUCUGCUUCGAAAAUGCACAAGAUCGCCUGGCAUCAUGGCGCGGUUGUUGGACCGUUGCUGUCUUUCAUCAACACCACGACGUCCUCUUUACGCAACACCCUCGCGGGAGUAAGCGUUACGAACUCACUGCAUCUCGUAAGCAGCGUCAAGCCGUCCAUGGCAGGCAGGAUCAAUACACUUCCGGACCUGGAACGGCUACAAUCGUAUGCUAAGAAGCUGGGCAUCCCAGUCCUCUUCCUCGACAGCAGCACUCAAAACAUCACAAGCCCGUACCUAGGAACGUACAUGUACUUCUUCGCGUACUACAUUCACACGUUCCUCCCGUUCUCGCUCACGCGACCUCAUCUUCACGCGGCGCAAGACGAGCUCGUCACCUUUGCAUUUCAACUUCGGGGUGCGAGCGAGAAGCGCUAUGGCUCGGACGUGGUAAGUGUCGUGAGGAAGCACCUUGAUCCUCGCAGUAAGGCAUGGGCACGUCGAUGUAUCGACCUGCGGAGCUACGAGAAAGGUAAGUGCCAGGCUGCGGGCAAGGAGAGCGAAGUGCAUCAUGCCGUCCAGCUCGCGGACGCACCUUUCGCGCUGUCCAAAGCUCUGUAUUCCGCAGGGAGUGAUAGCGUCGCAGCGUUCGCGCGUCUUGCCGUUGGUCCAGCGAGUCCCGCUGCGGCAGCGAAAGAAGUGUUUAUUGCAGCGCCUGUUGAUAUCUCCUUCAGUACGUCUCGCCUACGCCCGAGCCAUCCGAGCAACUUCCACGUCUUGCUGCCGAAAGAAGCUGUCACCGAGGAGAACAUCACAAACCGCAUCCAAGGCCUAAUGAUGGGCGUUCUCGAGCGUGUACGUCAAGAGCAUGGCAACCCUACCUUCGGCUCGAGGGAGCGGCAAAUGUGGAAAGAUGUAGUCAAAGCAUGUUCCUGGGCGCUGAAGGGCUGCGAAGGCAAGAUGCCAGACAAGAUCGCUGAGAAAGUCAAGUUUGUGCAGGAGAAACUCACAAAGGGUACGUGGGGCUACGUUGUCGGCGCACCAGGCGAUGAGCCCAAGGCAGUACCCGCGGGUGACGGCUCAGGGGCGGCGAGUGCGAAUGCUGCGGCCCAUGCAGCUCUCUCGGGCACUGCGGCUGGAGUGCAGAACGCGUAUGCGCAGGGUUAUGGACAGCAGCAGAUGUCGAUGGCGAGUGGGCAUGGACAACAGGGCAUGAUGAAUUUGCCUGCUGCCUCGCCGGCGACCUACUACCCUCAGCAGCCGCAGCCAUACGCGCAAGGCCAGCAGGGUGGGCAGAUGAAUAUGGCUCCAGCUGUGUAUCACCAGGGGCAGACAAAUGGGUACGGGCAGGGUCAGGCGAAUGGGUAUGGACACAGUGUGCCGCCGCCUGAGUAUGGGUAUGCGCAGCAGAUGCCGGGUGGGUAUCCACCGACACCGCAGGAAGGGCAUGCGCAGAUGCGAAGGCAGUGGUGA